AUGCCUGACAUUAUUAAGAAACAGGUCUGUGGCUGAUUUACUUCAUGAAUAAUGUUCAUGUCUGUAUGAGCCACAUGCAGUAAGAAGUCUGCUCCUCAUCUUGUGGAAAAGGAGAGAGAGUCAUUCAAUUGUAAAUAUAAUAUUAAUAUAACUCAUUUCAAAGAAAAUGCAUCUUUGGAUUAAGGACAGAACUUUCUUAUCAGCUGAGCUCAGCUCACACGUUCAGGCCAGACAGAUCUUCAGAUCACGGACACGUUCAGCUCUAGUUCUACUGAGCGUUUACUUUCACUUUACCGACAAAACAACACGUGACAGGCACGAGAAGAAGGAAAACAUUUAGCCUGUUUGUAAUGAAGCAGCUGAAAGGUCCGGGUCCCCUGACAGCCUCUCAGGUCUAUUUUAAAUUACUUUUAUCUUAAUCUGAAAAUCUCCUGCAGGAUGUGCACAGCUGUUGAUUAGGUAACAGGUUAAAUGACACAGAGAAAGAGUUUUUUUUUUCUCACAGGGAGCAGAUGAUCUGGAUCCUUCUGCUCGUCGGCCUGAGCUCCUCUGUCUGUGGGGUGUUUGGAGUUAAGAUGCCUCUGAACCUCUGUCAGGCAGAGGAGCACGACAACAUCAUCAUCAGAUGGGACAUUCAGACCAAAGCCGACCUGUCCCUCGCCAACCUCGUCUGUUUUCUCCUGUCGAAGCCUCUUAAGGUUUUGUAUCAGACGAUAGACGGUGUCGAGGAUCCAGAGUCUCAGCAUCAGCAGUUUGCAGGACGGGCUCAUUGUGACAGAGACGCUCUCAGAGAGGGACGAGUCACGCUUCACGUGUCCAGAGUCACAGCUCAAGACUCAGGAAACUACUGGUGUUAUCUGGCUGCUAAUUAUGACAGCGCCAGGAAGCGCUGGUCGGUGGAGGCCUCUGAGCAUUUGGUCUUGAGCGUGACUCAGACCUCACAUGGAGAGAGCGGUGAUGUUUCCCUGACCUCACCAAAGCUAACUGAAGGUACAGACGACACCGCAGGAGAUCCAGUGAAGGAAGCAGUCAGAUCAGAGUAUUGGAGACAAGUUAGAAUUGCUUUUGGACUUGCAAACGUUGCAGUUCUAAUAUUUGCAGGUCUAGUGUGUCUACUAUGUGCAGCGACAGAGUUCAUUCAUUGUGACAGAGGACGGUCAAGACCAAGUUUGAGGUCCUGAUAAAAACCAGCACUGAGAAGGAACCGCUCCCCAUGUGAGCGGACAUCUGGCCUCAGUUAGUUCAAAUUCACAGAUAUAGUUCUGGGCAUUGAACCUGUAGCACUCAAACCCAGAAUGACCAAUUCCUCAUUUGAAGCUGUUGUGAAUGUAUUGAGCUAUAUUUUCUUGUUAUUUCUGUUUUUAAACUGUUUUUAAAACCACAAAAAUAUUAGUUUUUCCUUCUGAAAUGCACGUUUUAGCUUAAAGACAAAUUGUGAUGCUAUUAUUUCCUAAAAUGUUAAAGUGUAUUAUUUAUGUUAUUUACUUUUUAAAUUUGUUGUGACAGUAGGAGCAUGUAUGAAUUGUAUUAGACACAUCUGUUAUAGUUGGUUGUCAAAAUCUCUAAAUCAACGACAGACUUGAGAUCAGCUUUAGAAAUACAGUCU
Messenger RNA from Seriola dumerili (greater amberjack), 1606 nucleotides. RefSeq lists its product as uncharacterized. The transcript is spliced from 5 exons. The coding region runs from base 513 to 1181 and encodes 222 amino acids. Lineage: Eukaryota; Metazoa; Chordata; Actinopteri; Carangiformes; Carangidae. The record is from RefSeq and is a predicted model, not a curated record. Gene Ontology annotation, cellular component: external side of plasma membrane. Gene Ontology annotation, biological process: positive regulation of T cell proliferation; immune response; cell surface receptor signaling pathway.